AUGGCCACAACGCACGACUCGGUCCACGAGGCCAGGGCCGAAACGACACCACUCCUAGGACAGUCAACAUGUCGCGAAUACAAUCAAGAAGAUGAGCAGACAUCAAACAUCAGCGCCAGAACAGUCCUGAUAUUGGUCGGCAUCUGCAUCAUCGCCAUUGACUUUGGAAACUACUUGUCCUUCGCGCCUCAAAUAGACAUUCUGGAGCAAAUUGUCUGCAGAAGACAUGGCAUUGCAAGACCAGGCGAUGCGUCAGGCCCAGAUUGCAAGGCGGAUGGCAUCCAAGCUGAGCUGGCCAUCUUGGUCGGAUGGAUGGCCUUCUGCAACCAGGUUCCCGGCAUCAUCUUGGCUCUUCCGUACGGCUUCGCUGCAGACAGAUUCGGCAGAAAACCUGUUUUACUGCUCAGCUUGAUUGGCCUCAUAUUGGAAGAGAUGGUAGUUCGAUUCAUACUUGGGACGAGCGAUAGAAUCCCUGCCGAGGCCAUUUGGGCCGCGCCGCUAUUGCAAUUGAUUGGAGGAGGACCUCAGAUUGCAACAUCCAUGGCCUUCACCAUCAUAACAGAUGUUUUUCCGGCUUCACAACGGUCGUCCAUCUUUUUCAGGUUGUCGGCCAUUAUCUUGCUCGGCGAGCUUCUGGCAACUCCGUCUAGCGCUCUCGCAAUGUCAUGGACGCCUUGGUUUCCGUUUUUGGCCGGUGUCGCUUUCGAGUUCAUCGGCCUUGCGGCUGCUUUUGCGCUCCCUGAAACGAUGCCAGCACGUUCUCGGCGAGAAGCACCGUUGGAAGAGCGGCGUGCCUGGCCUGAUGACCAACAAGGGACCCGAAAACACGUCUUUUCCAUUCGGUCCUUGUUGCAAAAAUGGUCGCUCUUCCGCGGUCAUGGGAUUAGUGCCAAAGUCAUGAUGAACAUACUUCUAGUCACAGCAUCAUUUUUGAUGGCAAGCAUUGGAAGAGAGGCUCUGCAGUUUGUCGUCCAAUAUGCAUCAAAGAAGUUCUCGUGGACUAUUGCACAAUCAAGCCUUCUAAUAACUAUCAAAGGCGUCAUUAACUUAUUGAGCCUCUUAUUCCUGUUGCCUCGGUUCUCCUUUUUGAUGUUGAAGCACAUGUCAACCGUCAGAGCCGACCUUUUUCUCGUGCAGGGGAGCGUGUUUCUCUUGAUGGUAGGCACGGCCAUCAUGGCUCUUUCGCAGCAAUCUGAAACUUUCACGGCAGGAGUCGUCAGUUUUGCCUUUGGCUGGGGCUAUUAUGCGGCACUCCGCAGCCUGGCAACCUCUCUGGUUUUGCCGUCACAAGCUGGAGCUCUCAACACGGCCAUCGCUUUGGCACAAAGCUUUGGCGCCAUGGUAUCCGGACCCGUCUUGGCUCUCUCUUUCCGUCGGGGCCUUGCCAUGGGUGGAAUUUGGGUAGGACUCCCAUACAUGGUCGCCUCAAUUCUUUUCUCUGGGGCUGGCGGAUUGGUCCUUUGUAUCCGCCUGCCGCGACAGCUUGAGCGGACUCGGAAUGGCUUAGAAUGA
Messenger RNA from Metarhizium brunneum ARSEF 3297, 1512 nucleotides. RefSeq names its product MFS efflux pump atnC. NCBI's taxonomy places the organism in Eukaryota, Fungi, Ascomycota, Sordariomycetes, Hypocreales, Clavicipitaceae. Gene Ontology annotation, molecular function: transmembrane transporter activity. Gene Ontology annotation, cellular component: membrane. The record is from RefSeq and is a predicted model, not a curated record. Gene Ontology annotation, biological process: transmembrane transport.